Lasiodiplodia theobromae is the source of this 1032-nucleotide messenger RNA. RefSeq names its product Zinc binding protein. Gene Ontology annotation, molecular function: oxidoreductase activity, acting on NAD(P)H. NCBI's taxonomy places the organism in Eukaryota, Fungi, Ascomycota, Dothideomycetes, Botryosphaeriales, Botryosphaeriaceae. The record is from RefSeq and is a predicted model, not a curated record. The transcript has a single exon. The coding region runs from base 1 to 1032 and encodes 343 amino acids.
AUGUCUACUCACCUUGCUGCUGUUCUUCCUGGCAAGGGCUCCGCCAUCAAGGUCGAGAGCCGUCCCACACCCACGCCCGGUCCCUCGGACCUCUUGAUCGACGUGAAAUCGAUCGCAAUGAACCCAUUGGACUGGAAGCAGCAGCUCUCCGGCUUUAUGCUCAGCAACGGCUACCCAACCGUGCUCGGGUCCGACGUCUCUGGCACCGUCAUCGCCGCCGGCUCUGCAGUCACCUCCGACGCCCCCCAGCCUGGAACACGCAUCGCCGCCUUCGCCCCUUGCUUCUUCACGCAGGGCCUCGCCGACUACGGCGCGUUCCAAACGCGCGUCCUCGUGCCGGCCGCCAACGCCGUCGCGCUGCCGGACCACGUCAGCUUCGACGAGGGCAGCACGCUGCCUAUGGCCGUGGCGACCGCUUGGUGCGGCAUGUACACCCUCGGCGUGCCGCGCGACACGGCCUACAAACCCGCCGACAAGCAGGCCCUCCUGAUCUGGGGCGGGGCGAGCAGCAUCGGCACCGCCAUGAUUCAGCUCGCGAACAUGAUGGGGUUCGCCGUCUACACCACGGCUAGCGCAAAGCACCACGAGUACCUGAAGACGCUGGGAGCGAAGAGGCUGUUCGAUUACCGCGAUGAUGCGGUGGUGGAGAAGAUCAUCAAGGCGGUGAAGGAAGAUGGUGUUACCCUCGAGCUCGGCAUCGACGCUGUUGGAGCGCUCGACAGCUGCCUGCGGAUCCUGAAGGAGUUGAAUCCCAACGGAGCGAAGCUCGCGUCCGCACCGCCCCUCACUCCCGAGUCGCCCAAGAUGGAGGGGGUGGAGCUCAAAUUCGUUAUGGGGCCAGACGAUACCGACAAGCUGUCGGACUUCUUCCAUUUCGCCUUUAACGUCUGGCUCAAGAAGAAGCUGGAGGCUAAGGAGUUCGUCCCGAGUCCUAAGGUCAAGGUUGUUGAAGGGGGGUUGAACUCCGUGCAGGCUGCGUUGGACGAAUUGAAGGCUGGUGUGAGUGGUGUGAAGCUGGUACUUCAGGUUUGA